GUCACUUUUCAUCUGCAUACCGGUCCCCGCCCCUUCGGAAUGCUGGCGACGUCAGCCGGGCUCUGCAAUUGCCGGGGCCGCGCGCGCUGCUGCUGCAUUUGGUGCAAGAGGAGCCCGGGGAGCGCGAUCCAGAGAUGGCUUCCGCUACCGACUCCCGCUAUGGCCAGAAGGAAUCCUCGGAUCAGAACUUCGACUACAUGUUCAAGAUCCUGAUCAUCGGGAACAGCAGCGUGGGGAAGACCUCGUUCCUGUUCCGGUACGCUGACGACUCCUUCACUCCCGCCUUCGUCAGCACCGUCGGCAUCGACUUCAAAGUCAAAACCAUCUACAGGAACGACAAGCGCAUCAAGCUGCAGAUCUGGGACACCGCAGGCCAGGAGAGGUACCGGACCAUCACCACCGCGUACUACCGGGGGGCCAUGGGCUUCAUCCUGAUGUACGACAUCACCAACGAGGAGUCCUUCAACGCCGUGCAGGACUGGUCAACCCAGAUCAAGACCUAUUCCUGGGAUAACGCACAGGUGCUGCUGGUGGGUAACAAGUGCGACAUGGAGGACGAGCGAGUUGUGGCGUCGGAGAGAGGGCGCCAGCUGGCAGAGCACCUGGGGUUUGAGUUCUUCGAAGCCAGCGCAAAGGACAAUAUCAACGUCAAGCAGACGUUCGAACGGCUCGUCGACAUUAUCUGCGAGAAGAUGUCCGAGUCCCUAGACACGGCGGACCCAGCAGUGACUGGCGUGAAACCAGGGCCGCAGCUGACUGACCAGCAAGCACCCCCGCACCAGGACUGUGCCUGUUAGAGACUGCAGCACGGCCCCUCUGCCCGCUUCGGCCACGUCACCCCUCCAAGUAACUCAGUUGUGCUCUCACUUCAAGGCCCCAGUCGCUAGGUCUGGUGGGGUGGCCCAUAGCGAUGAGCUGUCUGCCCGCUCUCACCUCGCAGGGUUUGAAAGGGCUCUGGCCACCCUCUCAGAGGCUGCAGGUUCCACGGGGCGUCACCCCGCCCUUUCCGCUCCCUCCAGUUUGCCACCCCGGGACGGUAGGAGAAACUUUUUUGUUGUUUGCUUUUAACUAGUUCCUGAUUGUGCCCCCUUAUUUAUAUAUAAUUGUCUGUCGAGCUGGAAGUGGGGGGGUUAAUUGCAGAAUCCUGCAUUAACCAGCUGACUCCGCUUGGCCAAUUAGCUUCCUUCCUUCCUGCCUAGGUGGAUCCCUGCUGCUGGGUGGUGGGAAGAGCCCUGCUCAAGGGAGAGCAGCUUAAAGGACUAGAGUCCUCUUGGUGUAGCAUCUCCUGAUGCUCCUGACCGACCAGCCCUGCCCCCUGGAACCAGAGACUUGCUCCCUUAGCUGUAGUGCUACUGAAGGGGUGACGCGUUGGGGUUGCAGCUCAGCCAGCCAGAGGCUGGGGGUGGAUGUGGAUUUUAACCUUGACAAUUUAAUCACUUACUAAAGGGUACGUCUAGAUCCCAAUGAGGCAUUAGUGCAGGUGGUUUGUCAUAGAGAUUUGUUCCAGCCCUGUCUUUACACCUCCCCUUAGCUUGUUCUCCUUGCUAGCCCAGAGGCCUUGGCCGAUAGCGCUGGCUGGCUGGAGAGCCACUUGACUUUCAUUCCUCUGCUGCUUUGUUCUCCCCCACCAAGGAUGGCUAGUUCCUGACUAUUGUAUAAAUAGAUGCUAAUUUAUGCUCCUGCUGUCUUCCUCCUUGUACAUAAAAACAACCUUCCUGUAAAUAGAAGUAGCAAGUGAC
Molecule: messenger RNA, 1739 nt
Organism: Mauremys reevesii (Reeves's turtle)
Lineage: Eukaryota; Metazoa; Chordata; Testudines; Geoemydidae
Gene: RAB3A
Product: RAB3A, member RAS oncogene family
Exons: 5
Coding region: 135-797 (220 amino acids)
Biological process (GO): maintenance of presynaptic active zone structure; axonogenesis; protein secretion
Cellular component (GO): synaptic vesicle membrane; axon; synaptic vesicle
Molecular function (GO): GTPase activity; GTP binding
Source: RefSeq, a predicted model, not a curated record